Molecule: messenger RNA, 5293 nt
Organism: Gasterosteus aculeatus aculeatus (three-spined stickleback)
Lineage: Eukaryota; Metazoa; Chordata; Actinopteri; Perciformes; Gasterosteidae
Gene: ube4a
Product: ubiquitination factor E4A (UFD2 homolog, yeast)
Biological process (GO): ubiquitin-dependent protein catabolic process; ERAD pathway; protein polyubiquitination
Cellular component (GO): cytoplasm; ubiquitin ligase complex; nucleus
Molecular function (GO): ubiquitin-ubiquitin ligase activity
Source: RefSeq, a predicted model, not a curated record
UUCGCAAAGACACUCCGUCUCAUUUUGAUGACGUUUCAAUUUCAAUUUACAUAGAACCUGCCACUGGUUUCGUAGAGGCAUUUUUUCUUAAUCAAAAACACAAACUUCUUCCAUCCAAACAGGCUGGGAUCUUGAUGAAGUGAGUGUUGAGCCCCAAUGAGAUGACUGACCAGGGCAACAACAACCAGAACAUCUCCUGCAACCCCUUUGCUGCCCUCUUCAGCUCAGUGGCGGAUGCCAAGCAGUUUGCGUCAGGCCAGAAACCAGAACAAUCUGCUGAACCACCGUUGGAGGACUCAGGAGAGAGUCAUUCGGAGUCAGAAAACUCUGUGUCAGACAGUGUUGAUGACAAUGACGACUCGGUGGCAGAGAUCAGCCGCUCCUUCCGGUCCAGGCAGGAGCUGUGUGAACAGCUCAAUGUCAAUCACAUGAUCCAGCGAAUAUUUCUCAUCACGCUGGACAACAGUGACCCCAGUCUGAGAGGAGGUAAUGGGAUUCCCCUGCGCUGUGUCUACCUGGAAGAGAUGGCUGCCGAUCUGGAUGGACAGGACUGGCUGGACAUGGAUAACAUAGAACAGGCUCUGUUUAACCGUCUGCUGGUACUGGAGCCCGGAAACUACCUCAUCUACAUGACGUCGUGCAGCGCUGUGAACCUGUCCGCUGACCGUGAUGCUGGACAGAAGCGAGCCAUCCCGUACCUUUUUGCCUGUUACCAGAGGGCCAAAGAAGAGGUGACGAAGGUACCAGAGAAGCUGCUGUCGUUCGCUGUUCGCUGUAAGAACCUGACGGUUUCGAACACCCGGACAGUUUUGCUCACCCCAGAGAUCUACGUCAGCCAGAAUAUCUACGAACAGCUUCUGGACCUACUGCUGGAAAGUUUUGAUGGAUCACAGCCAGAAGAGGUGAUUGAGUUCUUGGAGGAGGUCAUUGCCGGCCUGCUCGCUGACCAGGAGGUGCGUACCUUCGAGGAGGUGAUAGUGCCAGUGUUGGAUAUCUUCCAGGGACGCAUCAAAGACUUGGACCUGUGCCAGCCUCUCCUCUACACCUACCUAGAUGUUCUGCUCUAUUUCAGCCACCAUGCGGAUAUCGCUAAGGUAUUGGUGCACCACAUUCAACCUAAGGACCCAGCUAAUGGUUUGCAGUACCAGAAGACCCUACUGGGAGCAGUGUUGAGUAUAUCCUGCUUGUUGAAAACCCCAGGUGUGGUGGAGGGACACGGCUACUUCCUGAACCCUUCCCGCUCCAGCGCCCAGGAGACAAAGGUCCAGGAAGCCAACAUCCAUCAGUUUAUGGGUCAGUUUCAUGACAAGCUGCACCAGAUCUUGAAGAACUUGCUCCAGCGAUCUGGUGAGACUCGCCAUUUGCUGCUCUCGUGGUUGGGCAGCUGUUUGCAGGCGAAUGCUGGCCGGGCCAAGAUUUGGGCCAAUCAGAUGCCAGAGAUCUUCUCCCAGAUGUACGCCUCAGACGCGUUCUUCUUAAACUUGGGCACAACAUUACUGAAGCUGUGCCAGCCCUUCUGCAAGCCACGGUCCAACAAACUGCUCACCUUCAACCCCACCUACUGCGCCCUCAAAGAGCUGAGCGAAGAAGAGAGGCGCAAUCGCAACGUGCACAUAACAGGUCUCGACAAGGAAACCUGUCUGAUCCCCGUCCCCCCUCAGCAGCCGGUGGAGUCAGUGCAGUCCUACAGCCUCCUGACUGAAAACCUCAUCCUCACGCAGCUCACCCUGCACCUAGGCUUCCACAGACUCCACGAGCAGAUGGUGAAGAUGAACCAGACUCUUCACCGGCUCCAGGUGACGUGGCAGGAGUCCCAGCGAACGGGCAACCCCAUGUCAGAGCAGCUUCUGGAGCAGUUUGAGCGUCUGAUGAUUGUUUACCUCUCAACCAAAGCCGCCAGCACGCAGCCUGCAAUGCUGCAAUGCUGCCUUAACCUCCAAGCCUCCACGGCUGCCCUGCUGGUUCAGCUCGGGGUCGGGAACCAGGGGCCUGAACAUGUAGCACUCAGUUUCCCCCUUUCCUCCUUACGGAAGACUAUGCUCUGCUAUGUACCAGAAUUCUUUGCAGAGAACUUGGGAGAUUUUUUCAUCUUCCUGCGUCGAUUUGCAGACGACGUUUUGGAGAGUUCCGCAGAAAGUCUGGAGCAGAUUCUUAACUUUGUCACUGUUUUCAUGGGUAACAUGGAGAGGAUGAAGAACCCUCAUUUAAGAGCAAAGCUUGCAGAGGUCUUAGAGGCGGUGAUGCCCCACAUGGAGCCGGUAGCUCCUGGUGCUAUUCAGCCAAUCGUUUUCCAGCGAGAGAGAGUAUUCUGCUCCUAUAGACACGCACCUCAGCUGGCUGAGGCCCUCAUCGCUGUGUUUGUCGACAUUGAAUUCACAGGUGAUCCUCAUCAGUUUGAACAGAAAUUCAACUACAGGCGACCCAUGUAUCCCAUUCUCAAGUUCAUGUGGGGCAAAGAUAACUACAGAGAGAGUAUCAAGCAUUUGGCGCACUAUGCGUCCGAGAACCUGGAGGCCAUGAACCCCCCUCUGUUCCUCCGGUUCCUAAAUUUACUGAUGAAUGAUGCCACCUUUCUACUGGAUGAGGCUAUUCAGUACCUUAGUAAAAUCAAAGUUCUGCAGUUGGAACGGGAUCGAGGGGAGUGGGAAGGACUGGCCCCCGACGCCCGCAAGGAGAAGGAGUCGAGCCUGCAGAUGCUCGGACAGUUGGGACGCUUCCAUAAUAUCAUGUCCAACGAGACCAUCGGCACGCUGGCCUUCCUCACGUCAGAGAUCAAGGAGAUCUUUGUGCCCCCCUUCCUGGCUGAGAGGGUCAUCUCCCUGCUGAAUUACUUCCUUCAGCACCUGGUGGGACCAAAGAUGGGGGCACUUAAAGUCAAGGACUUCAGUGAGUUUGACUUCAAGCCCCAGCAGCUUGUCUCUGACAUCUGCACCAUCUUCCUCAAUCUCGGUGAUGAGGAGAAUUUCUGUGCUAGAGUUCCAAAGGAUGGACGCUCGUACUCUCCCACCCUCUUCUCCCAAACAGUUAGAGUGCUGAAGAAGAUAAACAAGCCCGGAGACAUGAUUCUGGCUUUUGGGCUCCUUGCUGACAAAAUAAAGUCCCAUGCAGAUAGACAGCUGCAGGAUGAGGAGACGUAUGCAGAUGCCCCAGAUGAGUUCUUGGACCCCAUCAUGUCCACGCUGAUGCUCGAUCCCGUUCUUCUCCCUUCCUCCAAUGUUACAGUUGACCGCUCAACCAUAGCAAGGCAUCUCCUCAGUGACCAGACAGACCCUUUCAACCGAAGUCCUCUCACCAUGGACCAGAUCCGGCCGAACCAGGAACUCAAACAGCAGAUCUUACAGUGGCUGGAUACACAUACGCAGGAUAGGAUGCAGGUGGGACCCAGUGGCUAGCCAGGCCGGGAUCCCUCGCUGCGAAAAACAAUGACCGCAUCCCGGUUUUCUCUACCGGCUCACAUCUCGAGUGCUCUUCUGCUUCUUGGCUAAUCCAUAAUGUGCUUGCCUCUGGAUUUCUUCUGGUUCUUCUACGGUGAGACUUGAGAUCGCAUUAGCCUUUUCACGCAGCCUUCACGCUCAGUGGAUUCUGUCCAACGGUGCAGCCAACUGCAGCCCAUCAGCUGGUGACAACUUCAAAUCAAUCCAAUCAAUUGUUCCUCCCUGAAAACUAUGUAUUAAUUAGUUAUAAUUGCAAUCAGAACUGUGGCCAGAACUAUCAUUUUCAACAGGACUUGUUGAAUGUGCUUUAUGAACUCUGGACUGAACAGCUGGCCCUAAACACAUUUUAUACUGGAAGGUAAGUAUUUUUGGGAACUCUGGAGGCUUAAUAUGGAUGGAACUGUUGAACUAUGAACUAUGAUUUCACCUUGAUUUCAAAUGGAUGAAUACGUUUUUUGAACACCCUACAUUUCAGCUCUUGUUGUUAAAAUCUAAGGCUGUGUUGUAAAUGUACAUUUUAAUUAAAGACGAGGCACGAGUAAAGCAGAAUUUAAUUGUGUGGGACUUUUUUUUUUUUGUUAUUGAAAAUAAUUUUUAUUUACAUGUUUAAACUAGUGUUCACUGUAAUACAGCACCUGAAGCACAAAACCAUACUGUGAACAUUAUUAUUUUGUAUUAACUUAGAUUUAAUCAGGGACUAAUUAAGGGCAUUGAUGGGGUCUAAGAACUUUCUAACUAAUGCUGAUGCUAAUAGGUUGCUGGAAAUGUGGGUUUAAACUAUGUUUCAGUUACAAGUAAACCCUUUUAGAAUAAGGUACAUACAGGCUACAACAAAGUCUAUCUUAUAAAAACUACAGUAUCUUUAUCUUGAAAUGCUGGAAUGCAUACUCCAAUUGCUUGAUAGUUACGGGUGGCAUUGCUGGAACAUGAUAGUUUGCUGUGCACACACUACAGACUUACACGGACACACAACUUCUCUGAAUUGUACAUGAAAUAAGUCACCAGUUUUAGGAAGCUCCCUCUAGAGCUACAUGCCUGAUAAUCCAAGUAGUAAACUGAUUCUCAUGUUCAAAGUGUGUUAAGUGCCCUGUGAUCACACGCACAAAACGACUGCACAUUGCUACUGCUUUCAAUACUACAUUUUUUAAUUUUCAUUUUUUAAUCCUUCUAAAACAUGGUGCCUGUUCUUAAACGUUCCACCAAAUUUAACACAACUAGAUCCGAGGUGUAGAAUUAGCAUUGCAGUCACAGAACCAUACUUACAUAUGAAAUGCCACGUUUUAAUACACCUUUCUCUCAAUUAACCUAAUCAACCUCAAUUAUUUUUUUUUAAAGUUCUUUACAAUAAGAAUAUUUGUUAUGAUUCUACUCAAAGAGACCAAAUGUACGGUGUUCAAUAAUUUUUUCAUUUGCAAUGUAUACUAUUUGAAAUCAUUGUCAUCUUAUGAAUUAACAUUGACACAUUUAACUGAUGUAUUCUGCUCUAGCGUUAUGAACAGACGUUUGUUGUGUGUAAGCAUAGAAUAUUAACAUGUCGGCAAACAAAUGAUCGAUAGAAUCGGUGCCUAAAACCAAGAGCUUUGUCAAAAAUAAGCAUCUGACUUUCAUACAUAAUCAUGAGUUUGUUUCUGUAGGGUAUACAGGGGGGCUGUUGGUAGAAUAUUAAAGAAGAGGGAUAACUUGUUUUUGAGAUGCUUUUGGAUUAAAUGUUUUUAAUUCAAAACCAAGCGUGUUCGUAUGUUGAAUAUCUACCACCUGAAUGGUUUCAUGGGUUAAACUAUAAUGCAAUAUUUUUGUUUUAAUUGUAAUUAUAAAAUGUUUCUUUUGGAUGUACAGUAUGAGUAAACAAUACAAACUAA